Messenger RNA from Prunus avium (sweet cherry), 834 nucleotides. Lineage: Eukaryota; Viridiplantae; Streptophyta; Magnoliopsida; Rosales; Rosaceae. The record is from RefSeq and is a predicted model, not a curated record.
AUGGAAAUAAGUCCUUUAAUAGACAAUACGUUGCAAUUGGGUCAUGCCGUAACUGAAUCCAUCGAAAUUGACCAUUUGGAAAUGUUGGUCUUGGGCCAUAAUUCUAUCAUAGGAUUCGAACCCAAAUUUCAGAGAUUUCCUUGUUUGAAAUCUCUUUCUUUGAGUUACAUUAGUAUUUCCGCAUUGGAUCUGAGCCUUUUGCUAAAUGCAUGCCCAAAGAUUGAAACCUUAGAACUUGUCAGCCCAGAGAUAGCAAUGUCAGAUGCACAAGUGACUGUUGUGCUGAGCAGUCCAACAUUAAAGAGCAUUUAUGCAGAAAGAAUCAGUUUGGAAAAGUUUAUAUUGGAGGCUGAUAGCAUUCAGCGUUUGCACAUGAAAGCUUGUGCUCUUGAGGUCUUUGAACUCAUUGGAAAGGGGACCUUGAAGCAUUUCAAGAUUGAUGAUGUUAGUGUCUUUCAUCUUGAUAUCGGUGAUACUGUUGAAAACCUUGAGAUUGUAGAUAUUAGCAAUUUUACAAUUAUAUGGCCAACAUUUUACCAGAUGAUCUCGAGAUCGUCAAAAUUGAGGAGGCUUUGGCUAUGGGUUGUGAUUUUUUAUGAUGAGGAUGAGGUUGUGGAUUUAGAAACGAUUGCUGUCUGUUUCCCACAGCUGAGUCAUUUGUCAUUGAGUUAUGAUUUAAGAGAUGGAGUGCUUCACUAUGGUUUGCAAGGAUCUUCUCAUCUGGAGAAUGUUGCUUUUCUUAGAAAGGCUUUGUGUUCGGGAGAGACAGGGAGUGGGGUUGAGGCUGCUGUUGCACGUUGGGUUGGGAUCUGGGUUUUGAGGGGGGUGGGAUAA